AUGUCGACAAAGUACCCCCCUCGCCUCCCGGGGAAGGGGGAUCUCCCAGUUAAAAAGGUCGAAUUUCCCGAUGAAAGCAAAGCUGCAGAUAGCGUGUGUACCUGGAUCAUCAGUACAGGAACCAAUUGCGGAGUUGACAAAGCUGUUGGUGAAGCAGUACGCGAAGGUCAAGUGAUGAGCUGGAUUUCAAAAAAAGAACAAGUAAGGGCCCCGAUUGGUAUUGGUAUCACCACUUGGGGUUAUGUGAAGAAUUUUCAAGACCUCGUUGGAAAAAAAAACAAGGGACAGGGAUGUUACCCAGCUAAAUACUAUGUAUUCCCCGCUGUGCAGCUUGAUAAGCCUGUCUCCCUGGAUCCACAUCAUACUCACUUCUUGUUGGUGGAUGAUGGAACAAUCUUCCCCCAUGGUAGAGACAUGCCUGGUUGUGACAUAGCGUUUCGUGCAAAACUUGAGCAGGCUAUGAUAACACCAAGAUCUGCUCAAAAUGGACUUGAGACCAACCUAAAAAUACCCGUGGUGAAAGUUUGCAUUGAGGGUGGCAUGGACACCAUUCUAGCCACAAAAGAGGCUGUUGUCGUCAAGAUUCCUGUUGUCGUUUGCGAGGGUACCGGAGGAGCAGCGGACUUAAUAGCUCUUGCAAAAAAUGGGAAAAUCGAAGAUUUUAAUAUUAAAGAAGAAAUAAAAAGAGUGUUUCACAUCAGUGAAGAUCAUUCUAUGAUACCAAAGCUAAUAGAAGCUCUCAAUUUUAUCGCGCAACAUGGAUCAAUGAUAACAGUCUUCAACAUGUCUGAUGAUGAGCAAGUAGGUUUGGAUUUCGCAUUAUUCAAAGCUCUGCUCAAAUGCAAGCCAGUGCCCUUCAAAAUCCAGUUGCAGUUGACCAUGUCAUGGAACAGAGUUGAUGUUGCUAAGAGUAUUUUUGAAGGCCACACUGGAUUGCUACUUGAUGAUGUUUAUGAAUUUGUGACCAAAUCAUUGAGGGAGAACAGAGUCUAUUUCCUUAAACUGUUUUUAGAAAAGGGUGUCAUCAUGAACAAAUAUCUAACAGUUGAAAUGCUAAGUGACUUGUAUAAAAACGAACAAGAAAAUAACAAAUAUGUCCGGAAGCUAGUUAGAGAAGUUGGAAAUUCUCGUGAACUGAAUUCUGUUAUUCUUGAUCACGUUUCGUCAAUAAUUCGGUCAUUAACAGGAGCACCCUUAUACCAGAUUAACGAAAGUGAACUUAAAGGAGAGUUGGAGCGCCCUUUUACAGAUUUGUUUUUGUGGGCAAUUUUAGGAAGCAGAAUGGAUCUGGCAGAGUUCCUCUGGGAGGGUAUUGAGGACCAAGUGUGUUCAGCUAUUGUUGCUUUACGAAUGUUCCUUUCCAUGUCAGAAAAGGAGAAAGAUCCUAAUGUUCAGCUAAAGCUUCUGGACAACUCUAGAAAAUUUGAAAUGCUUGCUGUCAAUCUCAUUGAUGAGUGUUUUGAAACGAAUGAAAAGCUAGCUCAAAGGAUGGUAAGGAUCCCUCAUCAGCUGUGGAGUGGCAUGAACACCCUACAAAUAGCUGCCGACUCAAAAUCCGAGGAUUUCAUUUCACGUCCCUGUGCUCAGGCUGCCCUAAAAAAUGUGUGGAUGGACGGGAUAGGUUGUUCAUCGUGGAAGGUAUUGCUGGCUUUGAUUUUUCCUCCGUUGCUGCUCGUAAUUUUCUACGAAAAGGAUUGUGCGCCUAAAAGUACUUCAGAUAAAGUACUAAGAUUUUAUAAUGCACCUGUAUCAAAGUAUUUCGGCGGAUUGAUCACAUAUGUGCUGUGGCUAUUCCUGUUUAGCUAUGUGUUAAUAUUCAAUUUUGAAUCGAGGCCUUCAUUCUGGGAAAAUAUACUAUUUGGUUGGAUUUGCACUCUUAUCAUCGAAGAAAUUCGACAAUUUGUGAUACUAAAAAAGUUUGAAACUUGCUAUAAGAAGGUACAUCAAUGGAUGCGUAGCGAUUGGAAAUGGGUUAACGUUCUAAUGUUGACCCUUGCCUGUGUGGGUUAUGGAUUACACUGGAGUUCAAGAAUGACAGAAAUUGCGAAAGGGUUCUUCUGUGCUAGCUGCUUCUUAUCCUAUGUCAGAUUGCUUAGGAUUUAUGCUGUUAAUAACUAUCUUGGCCCAAAAAUUGUUAUGAUAAAGCAAAUGAUCACGGAGCUUCUAUAUUUCCUGAGUAUCUUACUCGUCUUUAUGAUUGGUUAUGGUGUAGCCACUCAGUCUCUUCUUUUUCCCAAACAAAAGACCGUUGCUGAAGCUAUUGCUGGUGUCUUCUACAUGCCUUACUUACAGAUACUGGGUGUAUUGUUUCUUGAUAUUUACACUGAAGGUAAGCUUGAAGACUGCAGUAACGAUCCAGAUAAUAACCAGCAUCCUUGUCCUGAAAAGCAUCCCUUGGUCAUAAUACUGUUAGUUAUCUACCAGUUGGUAGGAAGGAUCCUGUUAUUGAACCUCCUCAUCGCAAUAUUCAGUUUUGUGUUUGGAGAGAUUCAAAGCAAAGCAGACAAGAUAUGGAAGUAUGAAAGAUGUGCACUAGUGAUGGAGUAUGCUGAUAGACCUACUCUUGCAGCACCAUUUAAUGUCGUUGAACAUAUCUAUAUGGUCAUCAAAUGGUUAUACAGAAAGUCAGCUGGCAAACAGCAAUCCGUAAAUGGUUCUUCAUACGAGACAGACGGUGAGUUGAAAAUGUUUGAGAAAGUAUGUGCUGCAAGAUAUCUUUGGAAGAAAACAAAUAUCAAAAGUUCAGAAGUUACUGACAAUAAAAGUUAGCUGUAAUGAAAAAAAAACCUCGUCUACCUGUACUUGCAGUUUUUGUUCCAGCUCACUGAUUCUGUCCAGGCUUGAAGAAUUUUUGGAAAAUGUUGAAAUGAAAUGUUGAAAUGAAAUAAAGAAUACAAGUAUAGAAGUAUGCACAAGCAGGACCCCGAGAAUGGAGACAUCCUGCUCCAAAGCCACAACUCAUAGAAACAGCUACUAUCAUGAACUUUAAAAGGGCAUAGUAGAGCUGCGGUAGCACUGACAAAAUAAACUUCACUUCCCUGAGUAAUCUGCUGAUAGGAAUAAACGGACAUUGACUAAUCUCCGUGUGUAAUCAUUUUUUAAAACAAAUUGCAAGUUAUGUAGUUAUAUAUAUUUAACGAGAGUGAAAGUCCUGUACUGUAAAAGUUAAAACUUUGUAGCCUACUCAGUGUUAAAAAAUUAAUGUAAAAUGAUAGUCAGAAAUUUUUAUGUAGUUGAACAAGAGGUAUUUGUAGAUGUACUUAUUAUUUAAUAUAUUAGUUGUAUAUCUGUAGAAAUAUGAAUGCAGCUCCAUAAUCGAACAUCUUUUAUGUAUAGUUCAACAUUAUGACAUUUAAACAAAAGAAUUUAUAAUCAAAAUAUCAUGUCAAGUCAUUUUUGCAUAUAUUCUUAUGAAAGGUAUUUGUAGAAAAAAGUUUAGAAUAAACUUGCUUAUUUUGCAAUAACAUACAAAUUAUUAACUUGUGCACAGAAAUUAUAUUGAAUUUAAAAAAAAAAAUGUGUACCCUGAUUUCUAAACCAACAAAUUAUAACAAAUAUAAUAAAACACUUCCAGUGACUGGAAGUGUUUCUAUCAUUUUUCGCUGUAAACUGACGGGUAGACAUUUUUUAAAAACACUCAUUUCUAUGUCCAAGUUGGUAAUUUUUAUUGAAAUACACGCCAUCGUGUUGGGAUUCAAUAUUUCGACAUUAAUUAUGUCAUCAUCAGGAAUGAUUUUUAUGUUACUUCAAAAUGGGCAAGUUAAUUAAAAAAAUAUUUUUAUGAUUUUGUUGGUAUUUAGCAUGGAAUGUAAAACAAAAAUCUGAUAUUUUAUGUAGUUAGACACUGAAAUAAAAUAAUCGUGGGAUAUAGCCCCGAUUGUCAUUUUGGUUUGUAUUCAUAUACUAAGAGGUAUUUGUAAUAAUACAUUUCUCUAUUGUUUUUAGUUUUAGGUCUAUAUUAAAAUAUGAAUGCAGCUGCAUAAUUUUUAAAUACAAAUAUUAUACUAUUGCUGUCCGGCGUUAGUAUAUCGGGUAUAACGUAUUGGACAGGGACUAAUCUUAAAUUGUUAUCAAAUUUAACAACGAAUUGCGAGUUAUGUAAUUAUUGAUAUUUUGAACAAGAAGGAAAGUCCAGUGCGGUGAAAUUUAAACUUUGUAGCCUCUAACAAAUUUAAAUUAGACUAUGAUUUAUGUGGUUAAACAUUAUGAGAAUUGAACAAAGUGAUUACCAUUUUGGUUUAUAAUUUUGUAAGAGAUCUUGGUAGAUAUACUAUACUAAUAACAUUUUGAUUGGUUUUGGAAUUGGAAUGGAUUAUAUAAUUGAAAAACACCUGUACACAGUAGCAUUGGUUUUGAAGAAAUGAAGACAACGAGCGACGCUAUUGCAGUUGACAAAGAAUUCAAUCUUUUUGUUACUGUUCAUAACAAGCGCUUUUCAGAAAAUCAUCCCGUAUUUGCAAGAUCAAAACUAAUUUGCAUCUGCUUUAGGUUGGAAGUUAAUGAUGAUAUACUUAAAAUUUUUCUUUAAUCUCUGAAGUUGUAUAAUUGUAUUUGGGCAGGCAAUAUAUCUUAUAAACAAACAAACAAACAACAUAUUAAUCAAAUCAAAGAUAUAGUUUCAUUAUUAUCUUUGAUUAGUGUAUUUAAAAGGAACCUUCAGAGCUUGGUCUGAGGCAUUUCUUUCCAGCAACUUCUGUUCACACCUUUUCUGCAUGUACAGUAUACGAAACAGUAUCGAAAUUUUUAAAAAUGGUUUGUCACAAACUUGUUGUAUAUCAUAAUUUGUUUUUUAGCAUGCGUUAAAUGAGAUGCAAAUCAUCAUUACAGGCUGCAACCAAGUACAUCACUAAUGUCACAAUUAAACAUAUUUCACAAUUCUCAAGCUGAGACAACUAACUGUAUGAUUGUUUUCCACAGUAUCAAACUCUGAUGAUGAAAGUAAUAAAAGCCAUCGUGAUUCUAUAUUUCGAUUUUCUUCAUUGAUCAUGUUAAAAUUGUCACCCAAUUUAUGUUCACACUAAUGCUUGUUCUCUAUCAAGUGUAUUCUGAGUAACUAGGUCUGAGAUCAUCAAUCGUCUUACAGGGUGCAAAACUGAUGCCCGCCCGCUCGCCAAUGCAAGUGAAAUACAAAAUUGGCUAGUUGUAUUCAACCCCCCCCCCCUACAAAAAAAGGUCCAAGGUCCCCGACGGGGUGGGGGGUGCUGAUGUCCCUGACGAGAAAAAAGUGGGCAUGGUAGUAACUGUGCUAUUGUUCAUCACGAUAAAUUUUGUUUUUCUUCGUUGUUUUCAGCUUUAAAAUUAAACAUACUGAUUGAUUAUUUUAUUGAAUGAUCAAUAAACAUAUUAAACAUGGCUAUUAGAUUUUCGAAUUUUGUACAUGCAAUCUAAUCUUUAUUAUGAAUACAUUAUAAAGUUAUAUAGUAUCGUACGUAUAUACAAUCAGAUUGUUAUAUGUUGUGAAGUUCAGUAUUGUAUGUAUACAACUACUUUGUUAUUAGAAACCAGUUAAUUUUAUAUUAUUAAGAGGUUCACUUUGACCCCAACUGAAAUAAGGUUUCUUUUUUACCUUUCUUGGGUCAUCCUUAGUAUCUUGCCCUUGUUUUUUCUGUUUUUGUUUGCUUUGUAUUUUUUGUAUGUAAUAGUACUGAAUAAAAUCAUAUAUAUUGUGUAA
This is a messenger RNA of Anneissia japonica, 5671 nucleotides long. RefSeq names its product transient receptor potential cation channel subfamily M member-like 2. The coding region runs from base 1 to 2769 and encodes 922 amino acids. The record is from RefSeq and is a predicted model, not a curated record. Gene Ontology annotation, molecular function: ligand-gated calcium channel activity. Gene Ontology annotation, biological process: calcium ion transmembrane transport. The transcript is spliced from 20 exons. Lineage: Eukaryota; Metazoa; Echinodermata; Crinoidea; Comatulida; Comatulidae. Gene Ontology annotation, cellular component: membrane.